AGAAGCCGGAAUCUGUACAGUAAGAAGAAGAAGAUGGACUACAGCUUAGCGGCUUUGAAGCUACUAUGCAUCCAGUUGAAGGCGGCGCGUCGGACCACCGACUCCUCUCAAUCUUCCAUCUCUCUCGGACCCAUUCUCUUCCAACGCGCCUGGUUACAGGGCGUUGUAAUCUCGCUACCUUCUGCCACCGUCGGCGACGGACGUUUUCUCGUCGAUGACGGAACAGGCGUGGUUGAACUCACUUCUUCCAACGAUAACCUGAAUCGCGAUUGGAAAUUAGGUGCAUAUAUAAUGGUUGUAGGAGGGUGUUCAAUCCGUGAAGAUAAUCUUCCCUUGAUCAAGGUUCACAAAAUUGUUGAUCUCUCUGCUUUUCCCCAUCGAGAGGCGAUGUGGUAUCUGGAAGUCUUGGAGGCUUACAAGCUCUUCUAUCUGCCCGUAAUCCAAGAUUCAUAACCGUUGACAACACAUUGAACUAGCAAUUCUGUUGCGUUGCAUGGAUGCAAAAGCACGGUUUACCCACCUCCAAGGUACGACAUGUAGAUUCUAUAUACCUGCAAAAGGCUAACCGUUUCAACAUAGAUGAGAUUUGAGCUCAAAAUUUCUAAUCUGUUAUGAGCAAGUAUUAACCGCUCACAAACUUAGGUGUUGAUCGAUUGAUGACACUUGGGUUUUGUUUUCUAAAUCUCUAGUUGUGUGUAUCUGUGCGAUACAGCAGGAUGUAGAAUUUUGUUAUAAAUCGAUAAUGGAAAAUUAAUGCAACUCUUCGUAAA
Messenger RNA from Cynara cardunculus var. scolymus (artichoke), 770 nucleotides. RefSeq lists its product as uncharacterized. Gene Ontology annotation, cellular component: nuclear speck; cytosol. The coding region runs from base 34 to 453 and encodes 139 amino acids. Lineage: Eukaryota; Viridiplantae; Streptophyta; Magnoliopsida; Asterales; Asteraceae. Gene Ontology annotation, biological process: DNA repair; regulation of sister chromatid segregation; maintenance of rDNA. The record is from RefSeq and is a predicted model, not a curated record. The transcript is spliced from 4 exons.